GUUUCGGUCCCUUUCCCUUCCCCUGCUCGUGCGCUUCUUUCCAGAAAACCAAAUGAAAUCAAGUUUCAAUUUGAAACUUGAUUUAUUCUUCCAAGCCCAACUUGAGUUGGUUCACUUUAAUUGUUUGGGCUUUUAGGGUACUGAUUCAAUGAUUUAAUAUUUUGAAAGAAAUUGGACUCGAAGCUCAGGACGAACGAACCAAGGAAAACAAAACCCUUAGCAAAUCGCAGAAGUGAGGUACCGCUGGGAACGAUGGGAACGAGUAGUGGCGAGGAUUUCACUUUAAUAAUUUCCACCUAGUUUAUGUUUUAAAUUUUAAAUAGUUAAUUAAAUAUUUUUAGUAAGUUAUAUACUUUUACUUUGGUAAUAUAAAGGAUUAUUAUGUUAAUUUUGGAGGAUUUAAUAGCUUAAGAUUGAUGGUUGCCUUGUAAUUCCCAAGAGGGAGUUACGGCAGGUAAUGUCCCGACCGAUUAGGUUAAUUCCGCUGCUAAUUAUGCUUUAAUAAGUGAAUUAGAGGUCGGGGUGUUACAGGUUCGAAGAUAGAGUUUAUUUUUUUUGUUUUUCAUUCAUUUCGUUCCCCUUUUGGCUAAUAUUUUAAGCAAAAGUAUACGAAGUCAUUUUUAUUUUUUUACCUUUGACCCAAUGGCUCAUCCCUGACCUCAACCCAUUUGACCCGAUUUUCGAAUUUGAAUGAAAUCAUGUUCCAAAUUGAGAAAUCUUGUUCAAAUCCCAUUAAAAAAAAAUAAGUACAGUUAGAGUAAGUUUUCAAAUCAGAUCAUUUUAUGGCAAAUCUAUUUUCACACACUAUUUUUCUUAGUACUGUUUGAGCUAACCCGUGAAUUAUUUUAUAUUUUUAUUGUUCAUUAUUCGUAGAGUCAAAUAUCUAGGUAAAUGUAACUAAUAUUUCAUAGAUUAAAACCACUAGUAAUUUUUUACUAGUACUUUUCUCAACUAAUUUUUCCUUGAUCAAAACUUUGAAACUUUGAAACUUAUUACAAUUGGUAAACAUGACUAGUACGUGUUUUAUACCGAGUCAACUAAGAAGUUGCAAAAUUUCCAAACAAGCCAACCAAUAUAAAUUUCCUAGGCAAUUCCUCAUAGACAUACCCUCAUACAGUCAUACUACGUGUAUUUAUCAAGUAGAGGUUACGUCGCACUUUCCGUCACCCCUUCACAAGACCUUUUAUUCCAUGAACCAUAGCCCCACAAAAGGAAAUCAGCCAAUAGCGAAUAUCGUCAUUUUACCUCUUUUGUUUACGUUGGCAAGCAAUACUUUUAAACCCAAUUGAAAUUCAGAAACAACAUUUCUCCUUCUCACUUCUUUCUAUCCUAUUUCCCACCCUAGCGGCUUAGUCUUAGAUCAUAUAUAAAUAUAUUGAUCAAACUAAAUGUCACAUAUAUUACAAUUUCAUUCCAACCUUGUUUUGAUCAACCAAUUAUUUAUAUCCGUUCUUAUCAAAUGAAUCCUUCUAUUUCCUCCUCGUGCUCGUUAGAAAUUACCAUAAAAUCGGCAGAAGAGCUGACCAUAGGAAAUCAAAAACCUGUAACAAAAAAUGUUUUUGUAACAAUUUCUGUAGAAAACCAAGGGUAUACAAACCAACUGCGAACGAGACCAUGUGUGGAGGGCGCCAAACCUACGUGGAAUGAGAAGCUGUUUACGGACAUGUCAAAGAAUGCAAAAUUUAUUUUGUUAGAGGUUCGAUACAAAAAGAGGUCAACUGAAAAGUCAAUCGGUAUUGCUAAGGUUCCGACAUCAGAUUUUGUAGGAAAUCAUAUGCCUCUAAACUACCAACAUUGUCUAUGUUAUAGACUAAGAGAUCGUAAUGGCGAACCAAAUGGGAUAAUUAGUUUUAGUGUGAAUGUAAAAGGGGAAUUAGAUAAUUAUCAAUGUAAUCAAACAAAUCAAAAUUAUAGGGAAGCAAUAGAAAUACAAGGGUUUGGUAAUAGAGAGAAUUGUUAUAGGCCAAAGCCGAGGCUCGGAACAUCGUUGUUAGGUGACCGGAGGAAAUCUACUGCUACUGUUGUUGGAGUUCCUGCAGCGUGGUACGAUUCAUGCCAUGCUUGAUUGGUGGCAAUAUUAGGGGCCUUAGGGCAAAUGCGGAUUUGAUAUAAUCAUCAUUUCUUAAUACAAAUUUGAUUACUUGUGAAUUAUUGUUGUAUAAAAUUUUAAGUUAUACUACCUCUGUUCCUUAAAGUUCUUUACUUUUGUUAUUUGCACAGACCCCAACUCAAUAUUUAUCCAUUAUUAUAUCCAAUCUAGCAAAAUUUUA
This is a messenger RNA of Spinacia oleracea (spinach), 2270 nucleotides long. RefSeq names its product BON1-associated protein 1-like. Lineage: Eukaryota; Viridiplantae; Streptophyta; Magnoliopsida; Caryophyllales; Amaranthaceae. The coding region runs from base 1460 to 2065 and encodes 201 amino acids. The transcript has 3 exons. The record is from RefSeq and is a predicted model, not a curated record.